AUGGCAAGGUUCCCCCCUUCCAGACUCCCAGCAAAGGCACCGGGAGCAUCAGGUGCACCCACAGCGCCUUCCAGAACUGUUGAUUCAUCAGAAUCUGGAGAUGAUCGAUCUACCCAAGGAGGCGCUCAAGCAGACAGCAGCAAUGCUAGUAACACCCCUGCUCCUACCCAGCGACCAUCGUUGCGAGAUAUUUAUCAACCCGGGAGUCAGCAGUCCGUUGCCUCCUCUUCCCAAGGAUCGACCCGAAAGGUUGGAAAACUCGCACCUCCAGCAUGGAUGAAAGACGCAUCCGCUCGUAGCAUCCAGAGUGGCGAAGGAUCUUUUAGGCAAUCGUCCUCUAGAAGAUGGGGCCAGCCUCCACCUGGAUCGGGAUCUGGUUCAGGUUCCGAUUCCGAGAAGGAAAAUGACAAGGCAGAUUCGAAAAAGCCCAUUCCUAGUCUCCUUUCAGCACGAUCGGUAGACAGCGAAAGUAGUGGCGACAAAAAGCCUGCAGCAACGCCAGCACCAGCACCUACACCAGCACCAGAACCAAUAUCUGCUCCGGUUCCUGCCCCGGUUCCAGCUCCGGUUCCUGAUCCAGUUGCCGCCCCUGUUCCUGCCCCGGUUGCCGCCCCGGUUCCUGCUCCUGCCCCGGUUGCCGCCCCGGCUCCUGCUGCAGCUGACGCUCAGGCUGCCCAACCACCAAAACCUGCAAUCUCUUUGGAUUCCAUUCGUAGAUCGUCAGAAAACCUAAAGGAGUCCAAGUCAACGCCUCCGUGGAUGAAAAAGAAGGACGAAGGCGGAGAAAAGAAGACGCCUCCGUGGAUGAAAAACCUCAAGUCUAGAUCCAAGAGCCCCCCUCGUAAUCCAGUGGAAGAAGACAAGAAACCGGCAGCUGCUCCCGCACCUGCUCCAGUUCCUGCCCCCGUCCCCGUCGCUGCCCCAGCACCUACACCAGCACCAGAAUCGUCUUCUGAUGAACCAGAAAAACCCAAAGAUGAGCUCCCCAAAGCAGGAUCUGUGCACAAACUAGGUGGGUGGUUAAGUCAAAAUUUAAAGCCUCCAGGGGGAAAGCCUGGUCCAAAACCUGCCCCGUCUGAAGCUGGCAAUGCUGCAGACGGUCCCAAAAAGGAACUAACAAAGCCGUCGAGUGGAUCCGUCAAGCAGCUAGGAGGAAUACUCUCCCAACACUUUGAAAAGCAUGAAGCUAAAAAGGCAGCAGCAGAGACUGCCGCCAAAGAUGAAGCAUCAUCAAGAAGCUCGGACAAGACACCCAAAAUUGUCAACCAGGCGCCAGAGGGGGCACAACAACAAGAGCAAGAAGAAGAGGUCUUGGAAGAAGAAGUCUAUGAAGAAGAAGAAGUGGUCGAGGAAGAAGUAGUUGAAGAGGAGGUAGUGGAAAACUUGUCCCAGGUAGAUGAAGAAACCUAUGAAGAUGGUUCCUUGAUUGAAGAGUACGAAGAAGAAGAGGAGGUGACAGAAGAGGAAAUUGUUGAAGAAGAGUACAUUGAGGAAGUCACAGAAUCUGAUGGCAGUCCUUCAGCUCCUGUCCCUGCCCCUGCACCGGCUCCGGUCCCAAUGCCAAUGCAAGCUCCAGCUCCCGCACCAAUGCCGAUGCAAGCCCCGGCCCCAAUGCAAACUCCAGCUCCGGCCCCAGCACCAAUGCCAAUGCAAACUCCAGCUCCGGCCCCAGCCCCUAUCCCAGUUCAGACUUCAGCGGCUGUUGCUCCAGUGCCUGCUCCUGCUAAAGCACCAUCUCGUGGUCUCAACUCAUUCCUUGCACCAGCUCCUGCCCCAGUUCCUAAGCCUGGAUCUUUUACGAAUCGAAAUAAGCCCAGCAGGGCAAGCACGGUAUCCAAAGGGUCAUACGAUGACCCAAACUCAUUGGAUAAGCUUAGAGGCUGGCUUACCAGUUUUGAGAGUGGUGAAGUCUCGAGGGUUACUCCUAAGAAACCUGAUCGGCCCUUUCCUUUCGAGGUCUAUGACCUGUCAAAAGAGGUGGCGCGGGAAGAAACACCGGAACCUGAGCCCGAGCCUGUACUACCACAGCCUGCCAACAACGGGACACUUAGUGCUCAGGAGCAAAGCUCAAGAGCAUCCAUGGCACCAACCCCAGUCAUAGAUAACUCGCAGGCAGCCCGGGCAGCCACAUCGCAAGUCUCUUCCGUUGAUGACGCCGAUGAGUUUUUUGAAGAGGAAGUCAUAUCAGAUCAGCAGCACGUGGCUGAGAGCCAACCAUCCGCUGAAGGACCGACUCCAAUUGAGCCGGUUGCUCCAGUUGCAGUCUCAGCAGCUCAACCGACGAUGGUUGAGGAGGCCCAAGUCGCUGCGCCUGCCCCUGUCCCUGUUCCUGCGCCUAUUUAUCAAGAAGUGGAACCACAGGUGCAGAGUGCUGCAAUGUAUGAGGAACCGGUUGAUGAUGGAACUACACCUGAGCCUCAGGUUCUGCAGACUUUGGCUUUGACCCAGACAGGACCGGAUACUCAACCCCAAGAGAUCGCCACAUACGACGAAUCAGAGGUAGUUGAGGAAACUAUCGGAGACACGGAGGAAGAACUAGUUGAGAGCGUUGAAGAGAUGGAGGAGAUCGUUGAUGAUGGUAACCACGUACAUUCUAUGACGCCGACAAUGAUGUAUCCAGAAGAUGAAGUAGACGUUGAAGUUGUAGAAGAAGAAAUCAUCGAAUCCCAAACGGUUCAGAGCGUAGCUACUGACAGUGCCGCCAUUGUUGCCAUGAAACAGCCGAUGCAAGAACCAACGGGUGACAUUGAGACUGGUCAACCGCCAGUGGAGGAGGAGGAGGAAGAAGACGCCCACCGUUCGGACAAAAUGAAGGAUCCGGUGGAAGAAGAACAACGAAAGAAGGACGCUGUGUUCACAUACGGUUGCACUUUUGCAUUGUGCGUGAUUCUAUUGCUAUGUAUCCUUGCGGUACUAAUCUGGGGAUCGGAAACCAUUCCGAAUCCUUUUAACGGCGACACAGAUGAAAACAAGGACCAAGUACCGGAUCAGUUUGUGGGCGACCUCCCAACGACUCCACUUGAUCCCUACGAGCCAGGACCCAAUGAGUGCGAUUUCACUGGCCAAACACAGCCCCACGUCAUUUCUCAAUGCAGCUGCAAUGGGGAGGUGAUCACACUAUCUGAUGAUGCAAUGGUCAAGUACGACGCGCUGGUGACCGAUUUCGUGCCCACUGUCUUUUCCAAUUGGACAGAAACUCCGGAAUCAUGUGAGCCUGCAAACCAGGCACUAGUCUGGCUCUCCACUAGCAGUGCAAGCAAUGAAACUGAUCUGCUUCAGCGAUAUCUGCUCUCGUUUUUAUUUUUCUCCACCACUGGCCCUCAAUGGGAUACACGGACUAACUGGCUUGAAGAUGUGGAUGUUUGUGAAUGGUAUGGAUUGUUUUGCGGAGAUGGCGCAAUGCUCAAGUCAAUCGAGCUUGACAGCAAUAGCCUUUUGGGACAGGUUCCUGGAGAAAUCAGCAUGAUGACUGGUCUUGAAACUCUCGUGUUCAGCGAUAACUUUCUCAGCGGAACUCUGCCAAAUGAGUUCUUCACAGUCCCUGGUUUGAAACUGGCAAGCUUCUCAUCGAACAGGCUGUAUGGGUCUCUGCCUCCAGAAUUGAACCAGGCUACGAGCUUGGAGGUGCUGGAAAUGAACGGCAACCAACUUGAUGGAACAAUUGCGUCAGAGAUUGGUUCAGCAACACUUUUGCGAGAAUUGAACCUUGCAGACAACAUCUUUGUCGGUGAGCUGCCUUCCGAAUUCUUUGGUUUGACCAACUUAGUAACUCUGAAGCUGGAAGGGAACAGGGGCCUGGAAGGUCGCAUCCCGUCAGAGUUUGGGACCUUCACUGAUCUGCGUCAGCUCUCUGUUUCAAGUACCAACAUGCGUGCUAGAAUCCCCAGCGAGUAUCGAUUUCUAACCAACCUUGAAGACCUUCAAAUUGCGAACACUCAGGUUGGCGGUGCACUGCCGCCAUCGUUGGGUGAAUUGACUCAACUCACACACCUUGAUCUGAGCGGCAGCAGGUUCCGGCAAGAACUCCCAAUCGAGAUUGGUGACUUCAUGGAACUGAGGUACUUGGCUUUAAACGACAACGAUUUCGAAGGCACUGUGCCGCCUCAGGUGGGCAAUCUCACUCAAGUGCACACGCUCCUUUUGGAUGGAAACCUGUUCUCUGGAGAAAUCCCUCUAGAACUAAGUUUCAUGACCCGGCUAGAAACGUUGACUUUGGAAGACAAUUUUCUGACUGGAAGAGCCCCCAGGGAUCUCUGCGAGCUGCGUGAGCUAGAACUUGAGACCUUCACGACGGAUUGUCCUUCGAGGACUAAUGGUGUCGUUUGUGGCAUUCCAACCUGCUGUUCAAGCUGUCGUAUCAUACCAUUUGACGAGUAA
Messenger RNA from Seminavis robusta, 4377 nucleotides. Lineage: Eukaryota; Bacillariophyta; Bacillariophyceae; Naviculales; Naviculaceae. The record is from the annotation of a GenBank genome assembly.